Molecule: messenger RNA, 1487 nt
Organism: Chenopodium quinoa (quinoa)
Lineage: Eukaryota; Viridiplantae; Streptophyta; Magnoliopsida; Caryophyllales; Amaranthaceae
Product: probable purine permease 11
Exons: 2
Coding region: 267-1370 (367 amino acids)
Cellular component (GO): membrane
Molecular function (GO): purine nucleoside transmembrane transporter activity
Source: RefSeq, a predicted model, not a curated record
AAAGCUAACUUAUUUGUGAAAUUUAUUGGCCCAAUAUUAUCCAAUAUUAAUCGAUUUAUGUGCAAAUUAUCUAUCUAGGCCCAUUGACAAGACUAUAAGAAGCUCAUUUGAGUUGCCUUCAUCUUGUGAGUCCUAUGAUAAGGUUGUAGUUAAAAUAUCUUCAUACUCGUGUUCACUUGAACUUCUUAAAUCCUAUUCUCUUACUUGAGUUACUUCCAAGGAACUAACAAAAUUUUCAUCCAAAUUUAUGCACUACUAGUUUUAUUAUGGAAGCUACUCAAGAUUUGGCGCACCAAACCAUAGGCACCAAAGAAGAUGGUCCAAGAUCAAAUUUAGCCUUGACAAACCUUAAACACUACAAAAUGUGGCUUAGAAUCAUACCUUACAUCCUAUUUCUUCUCAUAGGCCAAACCACCGGAAUUCUCUUGGGAAGGCUCUACUUUGACAAAGGUGGAAACAGUAAAUGGAUGGCCACUUUUGUACAAACAGCCGGUUUUCCCAUCCUCAUUCCCCUCAAGUUAUUCCUAGUCUCCUCACCAACGUCUCUUCGUCCCCCGGUUUAUAAGCUCACCCUUCUCUACUUUGUUUACGGCCUUCUUGUGGCCGGUGAUAACUUGAUGUACUCUUAUGGACUACUAUACCUCCCUGUGUCUACGUAUUCCUUGUUGUGUGCCUCCCAACUAGCCUUCAACGCGGUCACAUCCUUCUUCAUCAACGCGCAGAAAUUCACUGCCCUAGUGCUUAACUCGCUUGUAAUCCUUACUAUCUCCGCGUGCCUUAUAGCUAUCAAUGCUGAUAAUGAAGCUAACACGAGCAAUAAUACCGGGAAGGGGAAAUUUGCCUUAGGGUUUUUAUGUACCCUUGGAGCUUCCGCGGCAUUAGCUUUCAACGUGUCCGUGGCACAAUAUUCUUUCGAGAAGGUGAUUAAGGACAACUCCCUUAACACCGUGGUAUGUAUGCAACUUUACCCUUUUAUCGUCGCGACUUGUGUUUGUGUAAUAGGGCUCUUUGGUAGCGGGGAAUGGCAUACACUGAACGAAGAGAUGAGGAAUUACAAAAUGGGUGGUGUGUCCUAUGUGCUAACAUUAACUUUCACGGCUAUAAGUUGGCAACUUGCUUCGUUGGGAAUGUUAGGACUAAUUUUUGAGGUUUCAUCCCUUUUCUCUAAUGUGAUUGCCACCUUUAGUUUGCCCUUGGUUCCGAUUUUCGCAGUCGUGUUCUUCCAUGAUAAGAUGAAUGGUGUGAAGGUGAUUUCUAUGAUUCUUGCUAUGUGGGGGUUCCUUUCUUAUAUAUAUCAGCAUUACUUGGAUGAUAUUGAAGCUAAAAAAGCAACAAAAGUAAAGCUUGAUGCUAGCACAGAAUUAUUCUGAUACAGAGUAUACACAGUUUAGUUCAUAUAUUGUGACUUUUUCUUUUAUUUUUUUUAACUUGAUAUUUAAACGAACUUCCAUCAGUUUACUAUAAGAAUUGCGGUAACUUCAGCACUA